CAGGCGGGGAGGGGACGAGGCCCGGCGAGCCCCGCCGGGGGUGCGGGAGCGGCCGCAGCCCCCUGCCCUCGCCCCCCUCAGCCCCGGCGGCCGUUGGGCUGCAACGGCGGCCCCGCGGCACGGCGGCGCCCACGGCCGCAGGGCAGGCAGGCAGCCCGGCGGCUCUGCCGGCGCUGGCUCCUCCCUUCGCCCCGCUCCGUGACCCGGCUGCGGCUGCGGCAGCGCAGGGCGUUGCGAGCCGCUCCGCUCCGCUCCGCGGGGAGCCCCUCGCCUCGCCCGGCCUCGCUGGAAGCAGCUGCCGCCCUCGCGGUCGGUGCCCGAGGCCGGGGUAGCGGUGCCCGCAGGCAGCCCCGGGCCCGGUGGGGCGGGAGCUGCCGCUGCUGCGACACCCCCCGAGCCUGCGGAGCGGCGCCCAGCGGAGCCGAGAGCACCCAACCACAAUCAGCAUAUUGCUGUUAAGUUUCCCUUGGACUAAUAGACUCUGAGGCAGCCUGCUGCAAAUAUUGAACUGAUUGAUGCUUCAGUCAUCCUGUCCUUCACAGUAAGAUGGAGACUUCUGAGAAAAAGAGCGAUCUUGGUUUACAGACAGAGAACAACAUGGAACAACCAUUCAGUAUUAGUUCCUUGAAAAAGCUAGUAGCUAUUCCUGACCAUACAGACAUCUCUGUGACCCCAGAAGAGAGAGUACGUGCCUUAAGCAAACUUGGCAGCAAUAUCACAAUCAAUGAAGACAUCACUCCACGUCGUUACUUUAGAUCUGGAGUAGAGAUGGAGCGAAUGGCAUCAAUAUAUAUGGAGGAGGGAAACCUGGAGAAUGCUUUUGUUUUUUAUAACAAGUUCAUAACCUUGUUUGUGGAAAAACUGCCCAGUCACCGAGACUAUCACCAAUGUGCAGUACCAGAGAAACAAGUUAUUAUUAAGAAACUGAAGGAGGUUGCAUUUCCACGGACAGAUGAACUGAAGAGAGAUCUUUUAAAGAAAUAUAACUUAGAGUAUCAAGAAUACAUGCAAAACAAAAACAAAUGUAAAACUGAAUUUCUGAAGAAACUAGAACAGCAGAGGCUAAUAGAGGCAGAGAAGAAACGAAUUGCACACAUGCGGCAACAGCAGCUUGAAUCAGAACAGUUUCAAUUCUUUGAGGAUCAACUUAAGAAGCAAGAACUAGCUCGGGAUCAGAAAAUUAAAGACAGCAUGGUUAUGUCUGAACAGAUAGAUGGAAGUAUGCUAUCUUGUAUUUCCGUACCUGAGAACAGUUCCUUAUCUACCACAUUGCUUGAAAAAAAUGAGAAGAGUGGCUCAACUGGACAUUCACCUCCAGUAAACCGGGCCCUAAAGCCAGCAGCUGCUUUAAGUUCUGUUCAGACUCAAUUGGCUGAAGCACUCAGAGGUGUAAUUUUACCCAGGGAUCUCUGUCACAAAUUUCUGCUGCUAGCAGAGGCAAAUACAUUAAGAGGAAUAGAGACAUGUGGAAUUCUCUGUGGAAAACUGACACACAAUGAAUUUACUAUUACCCAUGUAAUAGUGCCAAAGCAAUCUGCAGGACCAGACUACUGUGACAUGGAGAAUGUGGAAGAAUUAUUUGGUAUUCAGGAUCAGUAUGAUCUCCUCACUUUGGGCUGGAUCCAUACACAUCCAACACAAACUGCAUUCUUAUCCAGCGUUGAUCUUCAUACGCAUUGCUCUUACCAGCUAAUGUUACCAGAGGCCAUUGCGAUUGUUUGUUCACCAAAACAUAACGAGUGAGUUCUGAUUUUUCACUGGCAUCUUCAGACUUACUAAUGCUGGCAUGCUUGAAGUUUCUGCCUGUAAAAAGAAGGGAUUCCAUCCACAUACAAAGGAUCCUAGGUUAUUUAAUGUAAGUAUAUAAUCUAUAUAAUCUGGUAUGGUUUUGACUAUUCAAAUUCUUGCCCGUGGUUCUAAUGCAAGCAGAAAUUGUAGCUGCUUCAGAUUAGGUUUCCUUCUACUUUCCCCCAUCUUAAUAACUCCUUAUGCAUACUUCUCUGACAAAGGCAGACAUCAGGAAUCUGUUCAAGCAGUUAGUAGCAGCCCUGAGAUGACUUUUGUUACACACUGCCAUUGAGAUAGUGGACAGCCAGAGGUAGUUGCUAUCAGUUGUUUUCAGAAGAAGCAAAAGCCACAGAUUCAAGUAGGAGUUGUUCCUGAGUGCUUCAGUUUUUAAACAAAAACAAUUGUGUUGUCCCACCAGACAGCACAUCCCAGCUGCUAAAAAGUGCAGUUAUGAGUAGAUUAAAUCUAUUUCCUUCAUUUCCCAUUUUCUUGCAGUUUCUCAAUAAGCUUUUCUCAGUAACUACCACAUCUUUUAAUGUUGUAAUAGCAUGAUAUACUAUAUGAAUGACUGAACUGUAUAGUCAUUCAGAAUUAUCAGAAAUGCCACUGCUAUCUGGAAGAAAACCGUAUUUAUCUUUGAAUAAUUAAGAUUUUUUUUUAAUGAGACUCUGUUAAAAUAGACAACUACUCAUAACUCUAACUCAAAGUAAAAUGAUUAAGAGCAAGUAAUAUUAAAAGAUGACUUUACCAAAAAGAAGUAUUUUUUUAGAACUUCCAGAAUAUCAGUACUACUCAAGGAGAGUUUAAAUUAUUUGUUUUGCUUUGUUCUUACAUCAUUGACCCUAGGGGUAUUGAGAAGCUAGUCCAAGUCAGAAAAAAUAUUUAUGCUUUUGUUCCAGAUAAGCUCAUUUGGGUAGUCCUUUACUGACUUAGUUUACGAAUUAAGUUACUGGCCACUUGAGCACAUUUAUAAACAGUAGAUGCAUUGCUGGUAUCACAUAUCAAACAAAUAUCCUUGCAAGUACAAUCCCCAAAACAUAUUUAUCUGCCAGUAAGAACAGCAAGAUCACAGAAGUUUUUCCUGGAAGAAAAAUAUCAGGGGUGUGUUAAUAUAGGAAGCUUCCUGAAACCUGACUAGAACAAAUCUAACAUGCAUCUGUCAGGUUUUUUAAAAAAGUUCUUCUCCACAGAUUCAACACAUGCUGUUACUUAGAGAAGGCUGUGGCUAAAGACACAAGCUAGUCCUAAAUGCUUAAAAAAAAAAAAGUGGGCAGAUAGCUGAAGCUACUGCAGAAAGAGAACAGAGUUUACGCUUCCCUUGCUGUUGCCCUCCAUGCACCUGAUCUAAUGCAACACACAGCUCCUUCUCUCUCCCUUUCAGAUAUCCCAUGCUGUGAUACGUAAAGCAUAGCACUGAACUAUAAUCUGCUUCAGAAGCCAAGCACUAAACUAUAUCCUCUGUAGAAAUUUUCUGUUUCCAUGUUGUAGUCCUUGCUUUAUUCAGCAGUCUACACCUGCGAAGGUAAGGUUUGCCUGUAAACAGGCACAGUGAUAGGUAUAGUCCAAGUUGAAUAUAUAGCACAUUAAGCAGGCUCAGAAAAUUAAAAAGACACUAUUGUCUAAAAUACGCAAUUUUACUGAAACUUAUUUGUGAGUAAUGCAUUGAUUUCUUCUGCAGCCAUGUACCCAUGUGGUUGGAAAAGACAUAAAGAUAAUUGUGCUGGAUCUGAGGUGAUACAGAUGGACAAUAACAAGUUGCUAAAAAAAAUGGUCAAAAGAGAAAAAUGGCUUCCUGUUUUUCCUACAUUUUCAGAAAUGACUUUUAUAUUUAUACAUUUUAGAUUGAAUGGUUUGAUAUUUAUUGCUUUAGCCUGUUUUGAAGUUAUUUUGUUGCUCUGUCAAGAUGGAGUUCAGUGGCAUUACCCCUGAAUCUGUAAAAGCAUCAUCUCGCUAAAACCAACAAUAAAACAAACUUCAAAUAACAGAAAUGAAGUUGAAAUAAGUAAUGCUUCCUUUGUCAUUUGUUAGCAGUAAUUGCUCUCUGAGAACUAUAGUUUUUUUUAACAGCUUUUUAAGACUUUCAGCUACUUAAAUCUAUUCACUGCUUCAGUGAAUUUACAUUAUAUGUGGUAGAGACAAACACAUUGGUUCAGCGAUUUUUGUUUUCAUCCUUAUAUAGCUCGUGUUUCGACUAAGCCAUUAAACAGAAAACACAAGUCCUUUACCUGAGUGCUGACCCUCAUAACAUCCUGGAAUAGCAGAGAGGUUUUGGAGUCCCGUGGAAAACUGUGUUUUCUCCAGCAACCCUCUAGCAGAAACUCCCAUUUGAAAUCAAGUUCUGAUCCUGCAAGGGAUUCCCUGGAUCUGUCUAGAGCUAGAUUAAAAGAUCUGUCUAGAGUUAGAAGGAAGAAUCGUACAAAAAUGUUUGCUCUUACAAGAGUUUAUUUAAUAUCUGCUCCAAGAACCUAGAUGGCCUAUACUUUAAAUAAUAAGGUUAGUACAAAAACGUUUGGAACGUGCUAACAGAAGAUGGACAAGAUCUGAAACCCAACAGUUACGCAGUCACAGUAAAUAACAGGUGCUAUUGCAGAGUUUACAGCUUGAAGAUAAGGAGCAACAGGUAAGUGAGGUAAAUAAACUAUUGAGUUUAAGACAGGAAAAGAGGUAACAAAAA
This is a messenger RNA of Anas platyrhynchos (mallard), 4462 nucleotides long. The record is from RefSeq and is a predicted model, not a curated record. NCBI's taxonomy places the organism in Eukaryota, Metazoa, Chordata, Aves, Anseriformes, Anatidae.